GAGUUAGAAUGAUGUUCACAAUGUUGACUUAACUUGUUGUCUUUAAGUUUAAUAUUGGUUCGGAAAAAUUAAACCCGUAAAAAUUACGCGAUGAUUUCUUGUUACAUUUCUGUCGCAUAAAUUUCAGCAUAGUAAUUUUUUAUUUUUGUAAACUAUGGAUUUAAUUGUCCGCUGUGCCGUACCAGUGGGAAGGCUUACAUACAUACAUAAGGUUAUAAAGAAAAGAAAAAUUGCAAGUAACUCGAUAUCGUGACUGCCGUUGUAACUGUAAAUUGCUUUCUGACAUGUGGUGAAUAGAAAAUGUGAAUGAGACACUUAUUUCCAAUUUGUGCCAAAUGACUUUUGGCUUGUGUAUAAUUUCGUUUUUCUGUAAUUUAAGGACACUCAACGGAACAGGGCAGUAAUAACAUUAAUUAAAAAGAGUUUUGGAAACCACGCUGUUUGUUUUUACUUUUUACAGUGACGAGACGACUCAAACCAGGCUUUCUUACAAUAUGUGGGUCAAUCUGUGCCGUAUUUUUAAUCAAGUAUAAUUUCAACCCUGAAAUGGUACAGUACAAGAAAUCUAUAAACAAGCUAAAGUCCCAAAAUUCCAAAUUCUUUGCAAACUCGACCUCUGAUAAACAACAAUGGAAUAGUCAAACCAGAUCAAACAAUCAAAUUCAUUUAGUAUUCCAAGUCGCCUCAUUGUCUGGUGGAGUUUUACUUGUAAUAUGUCAUCAAAUUUUGCACCACGGCAAACAUGAUUUAGAAUUUGGUACGAAUUCAUUUCUGCGACAUGACGAGCAGCUCAGACGGGGUAAGAAUUUCGAAGUAUUAAAAUUUUAAAUAAGUCCAAGGUUGGUUCAUCUUAUUAAAUAUAUGAUAUUUUUUCUCAAACGUCCAUGUAGAACUGACUGCAACGCACGUCAUCAACAAAGACAGCUUCACCAACUUGGAAACAAGCAUUAAAAUCUGGCUGUGGACUGGAAUCAUUGCUCCCUUCAUCAUUGUAGGUGCCGUGACCUGGGUGGGUGGCGAUCCUCCAAAUUACGUCGUGCAUUUUGUCUUUUCAGCCAUCCCUCAAACAAUGAACAUCUUGCUAACUCUAGUCAAUGAGAAUACAAUACUGCUUAAAUUUCUUGUUUUUUGGGCCCGUUACUUUUUGGGAGUGUUCGUCAUCAUGGAAUGUCUCCGUACUGGCAUGCUUAUGGUGCUUUUUGGUGUCAUUGGAGGUGGGGAAUCUGCCGUGUCCAUGAAACUAGUCAAGCUAGUCUCGGAUCGUCUUAUCCAACGAGGUAGACAAUUAGUGGGUGAACACUUACGACAUUACAGACGUCUACAAAUUGUGAAUUAUAUACUGUUUGAUUUUAUUAGUACGUUGGCUUUUUUGGGGAUAUUUUUCUGUGCUUUGGGUUAUACGGCGACAUUAAAUGCUGUAGUUCAUUUGCAUGCUCAUUUACCACCAAGUGUUACCAUUUUUAUGUCGUAUUUAACUCUGAUGUUGUUUAGCGUGCUAGUCUGUGGGUUAUAUUUUACGGCAGGCUACAAUCAAAAUUCUAAGGAUGUUUUGAGAACGUUUACAUUUUAUGUUGCACAACUUGGAAGGAAUUCGAUAAGAAGAAAAUUCAUGCUGAAGCAGAUUGCAUCAUUGAGGCAGGAAUCAAUGCAUGUUGGUUUGAAUGGAUAUAACAUAUUUACCAUAUCAAAGUUUGCAGUAAUUAUUAUUUUAAGAAUUGUGAUAGAACAAUCAGUCAAUAUUGUAAUGUUACUUCGUUAACUAAUAUUCAUCUGUAUCAAUUAUUUAGAUAUCAAAACAAAUAAAGUAUUUUUUAAAUGCUAUUUUUUGCAUUUUGUGCUUGGAUAUAUUUGCAUAACACAAUUUGCGCAUUAUGAAAAUUCACACAUUACAUCAGAGUAACCACACAAUCGCUUAUCAUGUGAUUACAUUCAGGAUCAGGAUCCGUGUUAGUGCUUCUUAUUAUUACGUGUGGUAUUUUUAGCGAUGCAGAAUACUUGCAUUCGUACAAACACAGGAAAUAUUGCAACGUUUGGUUUGUAAUAAAAAAUAACUCAAAAUUAAUAUGGAUCAGUGUUCUAAAUGUGAAAGAGAAAUUGAAGAAAUUGGUGGUCAUUUUUUUCGAACGUGUAAACAUUUGAUUUGUUUGAGCUGUAUAACGGAACUGGCUACGUUGACUGAGAAAAGGACAAUUCGGUGCGUUCUGAACAAAUCUAACGACAAGUUGGUGUGUGGAGGGUUUCUUAAUUUAGAAGAUUUGCAAUGGAUAAUUCCAGAACAGGUGUUUGAAGCAUUUAGAAACAGAGUUGAACAAAAUGCAAACGCAGCCAAUUCACCAAAUGAAACUGAGAUGGGUAGACCAGGUCCAUACUUGAAAUCCUCGACUGAAUUACUGGAACAAAAAGAUACGGACGGAGACUCAGCAGCCCUCGCAAUGAGCGAGGUUGCACCUGAAGAUACGCAAAGUGGUUGGAGCCAGAUAUCUCAGACUAUUAUUGACCUGCAAGCAUCCGGUCUCUCAUUUGAAGAAGCAAACUCGCACAUGGACCUAAUUCCGAUUUGGAUUACAGAUAACAUUCACACAAACGAAUGUCCCAUUUGUUUAGAAGAUAUUGAACCAAGUCAAGGCAUAAUUUUGAAAGGUUGCUUCCACGUAUUUUGCAGGGAAUGCAUCUCCAAUCACGUUACACACUGUGACACUGCCGAAGUCCAAUGUCCGUUUAGGGAGGACGACUACAUUUGUACUUCCGUGUUAACGCCAAAAGAAGUGGAAACUCUCGUCUCUCGACCAACCUAUGUCAAACAUUAUGAAGAAUAUUCCCUUCUCGAGGCGGAAAAAUGUUCUCCCGAUACUUUCCACUGCCUCACCCCUAAUUGCACAGGCUUUUGUUUCGUUGACCGAGAAGUUGCUGGUGCACUAUUUUUCAGAUGUCCUAAAUGUGGAGAGAGGAGUUGUACUGCGUGUAAAGUAAUUCAUGCCGGAACUUGCGAAGCCUACCGGAGACAAAUUUUAGAGGAGGAGCGACGAAUACGAGAGUUUGCAGAAGAUGAGAGUAAUCGAAUAGUGCAGAGGGCAAAUGAGGAGAGAAGUGAAAUGAUGAUUCGGAGUUACAUCAACCAGCGGACUUUUAUGCAGUGCCCGAGAUGUCACAUCCCCUGCUACAAGUUCACGGGAUGCAACCACGUUGUGUGUGGUAGUUGCAGAUUUAAAUUUGAUUGGAAUGGCAAUCAACCUGGCACGAGCGGGUUCUCCUAAACACAGAUAAUUUUUUUGGCAUUGAUAAUUUUAGCAAUAAUUUAUCUUACCAUAGGGAGGAGUAAUUGCUCAUUUCAUUUGUCAUUUUCAUUUGUCAUUAUAGCAAAUGCUAUAUAUCAUAUUUAAUUUAUGACUACUACAGAUCUAGGUAUGCAGAAUCACAUGGAAUGAGACGGCUGAUCAUAAAGUUUAUCCUAAAAGAGAUAUACAUAAAUAUACCAGUUACAUUAUGAAACUAUGCAAUGUGCGGUAUUCUGUUAUUCGAUGAAAUACAUAUACCACGAAAAGAACCGA
Folsomia candida is the source of this 3548-nucleotide messenger RNA. Its product is annotated as ranBP-type and C3HC4-type zinc finger-containing protein 1. Gene Ontology annotation, molecular function: ubiquitin binding; ubiquitin-protein transferase activity. Lineage: Eukaryota; Metazoa; Arthropoda; Collembola; Entomobryomorpha; Isotomidae. Gene Ontology annotation, biological process: proteasome-mediated ubiquitin-dependent protein catabolic process; protein linear polyubiquitination. The record is from RefSeq and is a predicted model, not a curated record. The transcript is spliced from 7 exons. Bases 2064 to 3254 code for a protein of 396 amino acids. Gene Ontology annotation, cellular component: ubiquitin ligase complex.